AUGACUACAGCACUCUUGCAGUCAUCUCGCUCAAAUGCGCAUUCGUUUAAUGCUCACGCUUCAGUACUUUCGCAAGACAGAACUCAAACACCCGUCCUAGACGCGACGUCGUCUUCCUUUUACUCGUUUCAGAGCACUACUCAAUCGGCAACUCAACCUCGACUCCUUUACCGUGGUUCUCUUUCCCUACCGCACUCUCACCUUCUUCUCGAUGGACUUACUUUUACCAUCGCUUUGCCUUCUGAUGAUCCGAGCUCGAGUCGUACGCUUCUUGAGACGCCGCUUCCUCUGGCACUUGAGAGUAUGCGAGGCCGACCUAGUCUGCGCUUCAGUGGGGUUGUGAAGAUGGAAGACAUUUGUUGGGAGGAUGGAGAACGUGUCAAUCUCCACGUUCAUCCGCGGUGCAUCCUCACGCGUCAGUUAUUCGAACAAACGCUAUGUUCUACUCCCGUCUCUUCUACAAAGGGUCACACAGACUCAGGGAUACGAAUUUCUCUCGGAGACACGUCCAACGCAAAUGCAAACAACGAUAUCGCCGUAUUCGGAUGUCCACAUCCAUCGUCCUCCAUCAUGCAACUUUGUGUCGCACGUAUCCUCCCCACACUACCGAAACCCACGCUUCUCGGUCGACUACCCAGUGACAAACUGCAACAAAUGAGGCCUCCACGUCCAGAUGACCCAACUCCCCGUAAACCACCUGCGGGAUUUGCUGGCAUAGCACGUGUUGGACUUGGCAUGAAAAGGACCGCGAGUAUGAAGUUCAAAGACAUAGAAAAGGAGAAAGGCGACAAUAAUGGAACUGAGGUUGACUCAAAUAAUCGUAUGACAAAGGACAAGGAAUCGACAGGCUCGAAAGAGGGUACUUUCAAGAUCCCGGCUUUACCACCUGGGAAAGCUCGGCAGGUAAUCGACGUAGACAUAUUUGACGCUCCAAUGGACGUCGAGGAAGUACCAAAACGCGCUUCAGAUCUAGAGACUCGAAACAAAACAUUCAUCAAGAAAGCUACCGUCCGCCUCAUGUCCGCUGCAGGUAUCAGCAAAAUAAAUCCAUCAUUCAAAGAUUUCUUCAACCAGGUGUACCACGGCACUUCGUUCGCACUGCGAUCGAAACUGAGUGUGUCGAACUUCGACAGUGAUUCGAAAGAAGCAGAGCUCGUCGAUCGGGUCGUCCAAGCGCAUAUUACACUGUACUUGGGAGGGUUAGGUGUUGGCGUCUUACUCUUGCAACAGCAAUAA
Messenger RNA from Fomitiporia mediterranea MF3/22, 1236 nucleotides. RefSeq lists its product as uncharacterized. The record is from RefSeq and is a predicted model, not a curated record. Lineage: Eukaryota; Fungi; Basidiomycota; Agaricomycetes; Hymenochaetales; Hymenochaetaceae. Bases 1 to 1236 code for a protein of 411 amino acids. The transcript has 4 exons.